GCAGCACCUCGGCUCUUGGGGGAGGUGUGAGCAAAGGUUGGCCAGCACUUGGAUCCAGGUUGAUUAGAAGCCAUCUGUAGCACUUUGUACUUGGGACAGCUGCUCAAAGAACCCUGUUGUGCAGAAGGAUGGCUGCAAAGAAAAAGGAGGUAGUGCUGCAGAUUAACAUUACUAGCCAGGAGCUUUGGGAAGAAGUGCUGUGUCUCAAAGGACUCAUUGUUGUUGAUGUGUUUCAAGCCUGGUGUGGCCCAUGCAAACCAGUAGUGAAUCUGUUCCAAAAAAUCAAGAAUGAAGUUGGCAGCAAUCUCCUGCAUUUUGCUGUGGCUGAAGCAGAUUCCAUUGAUGCUCUGGAAAAAUACAGAGGACAAUGUGAGCCUGUCUUUCUCUUUUAUACAGGAGGACAAUUAGUGGCUGUUGUAAGAGGAGCAGAUGCACCAUUGCUGCAGAAGACCAUCCUGAAACAGCUGGCAGGGGAAAGGAAGGGAUUCCAUGGAGGAGAGCCUGUGGUGGUGCCAGACAGAGCCUUCUCCAGAGAGCAGGGAAGCACAGCUCCCCUUCAGGAGGAACAGUGGGGAGGACUAACAGGUAAGGCAAGGCACGGGUGUAGGAUGUUCUCUGGGCCUUGAGUUGGAACCUUUAAAAGCUGGAACCCCCAGCAGGGAUCCAGCUGCUGC
Agelaius phoeniceus (red-winged blackbird) is the source of this 674-nucleotide messenger RNA. RefSeq names its product NME/NM23 family member 9 (gene NME9). NCBI's taxonomy places the organism in Eukaryota, Metazoa, Chordata, Aves, Passeriformes, Icteridae. The record is from RefSeq and is a predicted model, not a curated record.